Molecule: messenger RNA, 1808 nt
Organism: Suillus subalutaceus
Lineage: Eukaryota; Fungi; Basidiomycota; Agaricomycetes; Boletales; Suillaceae
Exons: 3
Coding region: 104-1369 (421 amino acids)
Source: RefSeq, a predicted model, not a curated record
CGCGUCUCAAGCGCCAGAUUGCACAGUGGUAAGCUUUUCUGGGUUUACAGCUUUCCUUCGUCCUUGAUUUGCACGAAACAUUACAUGCGAUCCAAUUCACACCAUGCCAGAAACUCUCAAACGCAGGCUACUACACGAUGACGAGCUCGUGGAAGACUCCGAACCCGAAAGAGAGGAAAAAAGGCAACAGAUAAGGGAGCAAACAAGGAAGAAGAAACGUUUGCGUAUGGACCCACCACGAGCUGAUCUAGAGCAAGAUAUUAUCGAGUUAACCGAUACCGAACUCAAUCCUUCCGGUCCGUCAGUUACUGUAGGUGGUCAGAGCCAGAUCAACAAGCCUAUCGGUGCUUCCAGCUGCAGUCCACUGACGGAGCUGGCUUCUUCCCGGGAACUUCAAAGUGCGAACCAUUUUGCGAUUGAUAUACCUCGACCUUCGUUUGCUGUAAUCGCUCCUGAUAAACGUAGAAAUCGUGUCAAUGCACCCAAUACAGCGAAUGGGCCCUAUAGCGCGCAGAAAAUGUCGGGUAUGAGCCGCACUUUUACAUACCCCACCCCGCCUCCUAUUGCGACCCUGGAAGUGCCGCUGUCCAGCGACUCUGAGGGUGAAUCCCGCCUGAAACUGUCUCACUUUGCUUUCCGAGCGCCUUCAUCUAAGCCUAAGAUCACCGACCUCGGAGGUUUGUCGUGCUCGGGUAGCUCUGUCGCAGCGGACAAACUUCCAGAAUCAACCUCUGCUCCGAAAGCCAGACUGAAGCGCCCCAGUAUUCGCCGCUUCUCUGACGACUUCUCACAUGCACAACUUGCAUCUCUCAUCAGCUGCGUUAGUUGCAACCUGAAGUGGACCUCGACGAAGACUGCAAGCCAAAAAGUGUUCCACAUCCAAAACUGUGCAAAAAAGAAGUUCCUUUCCGAUGAAACAGUCCGGAUACUUAUACACAAAGAGAUUCAAUCGUCCUCAGACCAGAAGACUUUGGAAGAAGGCCAAACGUCGGCCACUUUCCUGGAAACGGUUGUCAACGAGGUCUCCCGGACGAAGAAAAGCAGACGCCCUCAAAUUCUAGGAACUGUCAAGUCUCUGCCUGAAACUCGUGGUAGUAUACUGGGAAGGGCGCGGGCUGUCCUUGAUACUUCUGUGCAACACGGAGACUCCGUCGUAGACGCUCAGGUGUCGGAUUUGACCCAGGGAGGUAGAAGUGACGUUCCCUGCACUCAAGCUUUUGGAACUAGCAUGUUUGCCCGUCGAGCAGACUCGUAUCCUCGUGCACAGCCGGGACCAGUGCUGACCCAGGCUUUCGGUGAAAGCGCCCUCGCCCAUUUGCAAUCUAACUUGGGCCUCGUUGCGCGACAUGCUCAAACUUCUGGUCUUUGAUAUAAGCGUGGUGGAUUAGGCUGCUUCUAAUGCCCAACUACUUCAUGCAUUUACUUCCAACAAGCAUCCAUGAUCGUCAAUAACCAGCACACUUCGCAGUCAGGCCAUAUGCCGUCAGCAGCUUCAGCCUUAUCAAGAGAACGUCAUUCACUCACUCCCGCUUACUUGACAACGAGCCGAGCUAAUUUAGGAGCCGAUCAAUUUGUGUUCAAGUUGACGCUAGUACUAGCUCGUAAUGGUCUCAACGUGUCUUUCCUGCCCCUUUAUUCAUUUCCGUGACGCUAUUUUGUAGCGUAGAAAUUCUGACUAUAAUGUUCUACUAUCACCUUGCAUCUUGCUUGUAAUAACUCAGGCAUCCUUGCCGCCUCCGGGUGGAGCCUUACGUAACGAGGUAACGAGGUUUAACAAUUUAACCAUGUUAAUUUAUUGUUGGAGUAGU